Messenger RNA from Drosophila mojavensis, 965 nucleotides. It is a transcript of the gene E(spl)m7-HLH, whose product is annotated as enhancer of split m7 protein. Gene Ontology annotation, molecular function: DNA-binding transcription factor activity, RNA polymerase II-specific; protein dimerization activity; RNA polymerase II cis-regulatory region sequence-specific DNA binding. Gene Ontology annotation, biological process: anterior/posterior pattern specification; regulation of neurogenesis; regulation of transcription by RNA polymerase II. NCBI's taxonomy places the organism in Eukaryota, Metazoa, Arthropoda, Insecta, Diptera, Drosophilidae. The coding region runs from base 87 to 716 and encodes 209 amino acids. The record is from RefSeq and is a predicted model, not a curated record. The transcript has a single exon. Gene Ontology annotation, cellular component: nucleus.
GCAGCAGCAUUCUCAACGCAAUCGUCGUGCAGUACACAUCGUACAGCUCAACUUACAUUCAAACAGACAUCGCCAAACAACGCAACAUGGCCACCAAAUACGAACAAUCAAAGACUUAUCAGUACCGCAAGGUGAUGAAGCCCCUGCUGGAACGCAAGCGUCGUGCACGCAUCAACAAGUGCCUGGAUGACCUCAAGGAUCUGAUGGCCGAGUGUGUGGCCCAGACUGGUGAUGCCAAAUUCGAAAAGGCCGACAUCUUGGAGGUCACCGUUGAUUAUCUGCGCAAACUGAAGCAGUCCAAGGCCGCCAAUUCCAAUUCCAAGGCCGCUGCAUCCGCCACUGAGCACAGUUUCCGUGCCGGCUACAUUCGUGCCGCCAAUGAGGUUUCCCGUGCACUGGCUGCACUGCCCAAAGUUGAUGUCGCCUUCGGCACCACGCUGAUGACCCACUUGGGCAUGCGCCUGAAUCAGCUGGAGCAGCCCAUGGAGCACACAGCGCCAAUGUCAAUGAACACGCCACUCAGCAUCAACUGCGACUCCGUCUACUCCAGCAAGAGCAGCAGCAGCAGCAGCAGCUCCAGCAGCAACCGCGACACCUACAGUCCCGUCUCCAGUGGCUACGCCAGCGACAGUGAUUGUGGCUCAUCCACGCCCAUUGCCGCCCAAUCUCUGCUGCAGAUCAGCAACAACGGUACCAGCGUCUGGCGUCCCUGGUAAAGGAGUCCUCAUUAGCUCCGCAGUCAUCGGGACACGCACGCAAUUGCACUGUCGCUUUACAAAGCUUUACAAUGAUCUUCAUUUUGCCUCUAAUUAAGUGUUACGCAGUUUUCUAAGUUAGGUCUGUGAUAGGGCACGUUUUAUUGACUCCAUUAUAACAAUUAGCCAGAAGUCUGUUAGCCAAUACAAAUGUUUCUAGAGUUUAAGCAAAAAACAUGACAAAACAAAACCCAAAAAAAAAAAAAAAAA